Molecule: messenger RNA, 840 nt
Organism: Magnolia sinica
Lineage: Eukaryota; Viridiplantae; Streptophyta; Magnoliopsida; Magnoliales; Magnoliaceae
Product: organelle RRM domain-containing protein 2, mitochondrial
Exons: 3
Coding region: 91-516 (141 amino acids)
Molecular function (GO): RNA binding
Source: RefSeq, a predicted model, not a curated record
CCCGCAACACGCAUCUCUCUCUCUCUCUCCACAGGUUUUAGGGUUUUGCCAUCUCUCCUGAAAGGCAAAACCUCUCUCCUUCUCUAUCUCAUGGCGCUGUAUUCUGCUUUUCGCCAUGCUCUGAGGGGAUCUUCAGGAGCUUCUUCUUCGAUUCUUCAGCAAUGGAGGUUCUGUUCCACUGCCUUGCCAACCCCAAAGCUCUUCGUCAGCGGCCUUUCAAGGCUAACCACAGAUGAAAAGCUGAAAGAAGCAUUCUCUCCUUUCGGACAGCUUGUCGAAGCCAAGGUUAUUACUGAUAGAGUCUCAGGAAGGUCGAAGGGCUUUGGUUUUGUAAGAUAUGCAACCAUAGAAGAGGCUGAGAGAGCUCGAGAAGGGAUGAAUGCAAAGUUCUUGGACGGUUGGGUUAUUUUCGUAGAUCCCGCAAAACCCCGGGGACCAAGACCCCCACCCACGCCAGAACUGGAGUCUUCCGAAACUGGGUUCAGGACAAACAAAACCAUUGGAUGGUGUGGAUGAUCGAUUGGAAGGAUCACGCCCCAUUUGAUCUCGAUGAAGAAAGAAGAGACAUACAAACCCCUUCCAAGAAUACAAGCAGUGUCUAGGGAAGGUUGGCAAAAAGGUAUUUUGAUUAUUUAUUUGGGACUGAUGAAUUUACGAACCUCCCUUUUGUACUUAUCUAUUUUCACAGUGGGGUUCGCUGGAUUGGCAGCUUGCUCAAGGCAAUGCUGCUCGCCAUGCCUCGUGCCUAUUUCUUGUGUAAUUGAAAGCUAUUUCCAGUGUUGUCAAAAUCCUACGACUUACGAUUUACGUUGAAUCUUAAGCAAAACGAGUUGAAUCCCA